ACAUUAUUCUAACUAUAAAUAUUCAGUUAUUGUUAGUGACAGCAUUUUUACGUAUAAUCGGCUUUGGUGAGUGUUAAUUUUAAUAAAUUCGAUUACCAAAAAUCAUCGUCCGGAUUUAAUUUUUACAUCAGGAGCCGUCUCUGUUAUCCAAACGAGUUCUAAGUCUAAAAAAUGUUAAAAUUAAAGAAAAAAAUUGUAUAAAUAAACCUUGGAAGUAUAUCACGACCAUAGUACAACUAAUUAAAAAGACUCACAUAAUAAAUCGAAGUUUUAUUGUUUUAUAUUGAAACCGAUUUACAUAAAAAAAGUUCAUAAAGAAGUAUCAUCGUAAACAUGAAAGUAAUUAUCUGGAUAUUUAUUUUACUAAAGACUGUAUGUGAUGUUGAAAGUUAUAAAAUUUUAUUCGUUUUCCCCGCUCCGAUCCCGAGUCACUUUUUUCUUGGAAACGCAUUGGCAAAAGGAUUAGUAGAUGCGGGACAUGAUAUAACAAUGAUAAGUCCUUAUGAACAAAACUACAAAUCAAAAAACGGGACUUAUAAGAGCGUCGUUUUGACAGGAAUCGCAGAUAUGAUGAUGGAUCUAAAAGUUCCUACGUGGGUCGAAAUCGGAAGAAUGAAUCCUUUUAUGCAGGACAGCAUAGUAUUGAAUCCGGGCACCGCUAUUGUUAAUUUCACUUUAAAUCAUCCGAAUUUUCGGAAAUUCCUCCGGUCCCCCGAUGAAAAAUUCGACGUGAUCAUUUUAGAAUUAUUUCUAAACGACGCGUUCAAAGUAUUAUCUUGUCAUUUUAACGCUCCUCUUAUAUUAUUUAGUACGUUGGGUCCGAAUUUUUGGACCAAUUCCCAAAACGGAAACCCCACGCCUUUAUCUUAUAUACCCGAUUUUUUUCAACCUUUUUCCACUAAAAUGACUUUCUGGCAACGAACUUUGAACACUUGGUAUACCUUAUUCCGAUUUUUUAACAGGGAUUAUGUUUUCCUUCCGAAACAAUUGCAGUGCGUGAAAAAGCAUUUCCCGCAAUGUUACACCGAUGAUUUAUAUUACAAAAGUUCUCUUACUUUAGUUAAUUAUCACGAAAGCGUUAAUUAUCCGGUACCGUUGGUACCAAAUAUGAUACCAGUCGGUGGUCUUCAUAUCAAACCUUCUAAUAAAUUACCAAAUGACCUUCAAGAGUAUCUAGAUGGUGCAACUGAAGGAGUUAUAUACUUCAGUUUAGGAUCUAAUUUAUUAUUUUCACAACUCGAUAAUCACAUCAAAAAAUCCAUAAUUAAUUCAUUCAAAAAACGAAAAGAAAUAAUCUUAUUAACUUGCGACGAGGAUCUUCAUUUAAGUAAUAUUAUAGCAAAAAAAUGGUUUCCUCAACAAGAUGUUUUAGCUCAUCCCAAAGUAAAAUUAUUCAUUUCCCACGGGGGAUUAUUAAGUAUUAUGGAGGCGGUAUAUAACGGUGUUCCAGUAUUAGCGUUACCCGUUUUUGCGGAUCAAAAAAUGAAUGGUGCCACUUUAGAACAAUACGAAUUUGGAUUGAGUGUUUUAUUCCAUGAUUUAAAUGAAGAUAAUUUAUCAGAAAGCAUAAAUAGGAUACUUACUGUGCCAAAAUAUCGAGAAAAUAUGAAAAAACGAUCAAAGUUAUUCCAUGACAGACCGAUGAAACCGUUAGACGUGGCUAUUUACUGGACCGAAUUUGUGGCUAAAUAUAAAGAUACGUCACAUUUAAAGGUAGCUGCAUUAGAUCUCGAAUGGUACCAAUACUUUUUACUAGAUGUCAUAGCUUUAACAGCUGUAAUUAUAAUUGGUAUUUGCGUAGUUAUUAUUGUAUCAAUAAAAUUUGUAUUGAAAAUGUUUUUAAAAAAAGAAAAGAUUAAAAUAAAUUGAUAGAAAACAGA
This is a messenger RNA of Diorhabda sublineata, 1880 nucleotides long. RefSeq names its product UDP-glycosyltransferase UGT5-like. The transcript has 5 exons. Gene Ontology annotation, molecular function: UDP-glycosyltransferase activity. NCBI's taxonomy places the organism in Eukaryota, Metazoa, Arthropoda, Insecta, Coleoptera, Chrysomelidae. The record is from RefSeq and is a predicted model, not a curated record. The coding region runs from base 334 to 1869 and encodes 511 amino acids.